This is a messenger RNA of Pungitius pungitius (ninespine stickleback), 2904 nucleotides long. Its product is annotated as transmembrane protein 151B. The transcript is spliced from 2 exons. Bases 60 to 1811 code for a protein of 583 amino acids. The record is from RefSeq and is a predicted model, not a curated record. Lineage: Eukaryota; Metazoa; Chordata; Actinopteri; Perciformes; Gasterosteidae.
AGUGCAGUAAGAAGGAAUGAGUUUUUAAAUCUCUCUCUCUGACAUGCGAAAAGUGCACCAUGCUCUCCUCCGAUCCGGACCCUGCGGAGGACGCGCCGGCCAGCGGUCCCGAUGAUGCUGAGGGAGAGGAGGUGGAGGAGGAGGAGCAGGAGGACUCGCCAGCUGAGAGUGAGGUCCCGGAGGAGCAGCUUCCAGUGAAGCAGUCCCUGGGCGCUUGCAUCUGCCGGGAGUCGCAUUGGCGCUGUCUGCUGCUCUCUCUGCUCAUGUACAGCUGCCUGGGCGUGGUGGCCUGGUGUCAGCUGACCCGGGUCACCAAAAUCAGCUUCAACCCCGCCCUUACCUCCUCCUUCACAGCCUCCUUCCCCUCCUCCCUGCGGGGGCCCCCCGGGAUGGGCGUCGGAGGCCACUCGAUGAUCUACCACGACAGCCCCUGCUCUGACGGCUACAUCUACAUCCCUCUGGCCUUCCUGCUUAUAAUCUACGUCCUCUACAUGGUGGAGUGCUGGCACUGCAGAGCCAGGACCGAGCUGCAGAGCAAAGCGGACGUGGACAGCGUGUACGAGCGCGUGCUGCGGAUGAGACGGGCCCAACCUUGCAUAUGGUGGAAGGCUAUCAGCUACCACUUUGUGCGACGGACUCGGCAAGUCACCCGAUACCGUAACGGGGACGCGUACACCACCACGCAGGUGUACCACGAGAGAGUGAACACGCACGUGGCCGAGGGUGAGUUCGACUACAGCCACUGUGGGAUGAAGGACGUGUCGCGUGACCUCAGGGGCUUGGAGGGAUACCCGGCGACGCGCCUUCGCUUCGCUAAAUGCUUCAGCUUCACGGAGGCCGGUCCAGAGAACGAUUACCUCAACCAGAGAGCUAGGUUCUUCUCUGAAAUCGAGGGCUUGGACGAUUACAUGGAGGCCAGGGAGGGGAUGCAGCUGAAGAAUGUGGACUUCCGAGAAAACCUAAUCGUCUACGUAGACCCAGAUAGGAUGCCUUGGUACACUUCCCAGGUUGCCUUCUGGCUGGCGGCUCUGCUGAUGUUGUCGUGGCCCCUGAGAGUGCUGACAGAGUACUACACCGCGUGUGUGCACUACCGCAUAGAGAAACUCUUUGGGUUAGAGUACAGGCCCUCUCUUCUAGAUGAGGACGGGCCUCCGGGGAAUAAUCCUGGUUGCAUUAUCCCGAGAGUAGACACACUGGACAGCACUGAGAUGGAGUGGCACAUACGCUGUAACCGCCAGUUGAUCCCCAGCUACUCAGAGGCCGUGCUGAUAGACAUGAGCACGGCGGACUCCAGCUCGUUGCAAGACACCGAAUGCACCUCGUCCUCAAACUGCUUCCUUCUGGACGCCAGUCAGGCGGCUCAGAGCUACGGCGCUCUCCAGAGCCAGGGAGACGGCGAGCAACGCGGGGGGGAGCCGAGCGGGCCGGGCGACGGAGCCGGCAGGAGGAGGACCAUCGCCAGCUCAAGCUGCUCCUCCAUCUUCUCCCGUCGGGGAGCGCUGCACCACUCGCACCUCUCCUCGGACACGUCUCGAUUCUCUCUCUGCCGCAUGUACGGCUCCCACCGCACCGUGUCUCUGUGGAGGAGCCACAGCAGCAGCCUGACGGACCCCUGCUGCGGGGACGAGCAGCGCUGGCGGUCCGACUCCAGCCGGCUGGCGCUCAGCGACAGUCCACCGACUUACAGGGACGCCCGCUUCUUCCCAGUUCUCAUCGUGCACCGGUCCGAGGGCUGUGGCGGCGAGGACGGGAGGGAAGUGAGGCGAUAUUACGUACGCAGAGGGUCGUCCUGUGUGGAGACGGAUCUGUGAAGGACACAGAGACACUUAUUUGUAAGAUAGAUUUAAAUCAGUAGUGAUCGAUGGUGUUGGUCACUGUUUGCUCCAAAGACAGAAUCACAAUAAUAAUGGUAUAUGGUACCAUAUGGUAAAGGUAGAGUAAUAGUCACUUCUAUUUUUUAACACAGGGACCAAAAGGUCCUCGUAUUGAAUUGCAGAUGUCUAUAUUAUUACGGUUAAAUUGUCUUGAUGAAAACUGCAUCACAUCUGUGUCAUACCCUCCUCAUGGCACCAACAGUCAGCUGCAGUGUAAAAUGAUAAUAAUACAUUUAUUAAAUGGUGCAUACAUGCACUCAGACUUGAAAGCUGCACGACAUUAGCAUCCUACUGUUUUCAUGAGUUACAUUUCUCAAAAAUCAGAGGAUGCCAAACUUCACCUGUUCCUAUGUGUUAUUAUACAUGGAAGGUGAGAAUAAUACAAGUAAAACAGAAAAAGAUGCAUGAGUUUUUCAAUUGUUUCGUUUCCACACCACACAGCUUUUUGGGAUCUGAUGAAUAACGUACAUUAACUUAAUGUCUAAAUGUAAGCAAUAACAGUAGUCCCGAUGAAUCAUUUCUGUGCAACAGUACUGUGACUUCUACCAUGUCAGAUUGACGAGAAUAACACAAUAUUUUUAUUCACUCAAAUUAGUUUAUUAAUUCAUACAUUGGAUCAUAUCACUGAAGCAAAUUUCUAUUUUAAUUUAAGGUCAGAAACAAAUGUUUACAAUUAUGUUGUGUGCAAUUGUGAAUUAAAAUAAAAGUUGGAAGAAAAAUCAGUUUCUUCUUUGAUUGUGUUGAUCUGAGGUGACAGACACAAGUACAUCAAGGAAUAGAAACACUGGAAUAACUGCUGACAUUCACUGAAUUCAACCAAUAAAAGUUCUUUGUGGUUGGUUCAAAUAAAGCAUUUAUGCAAGCAAAAGUUUUAAAGCAAGUAUAUCAUAUUUUGGGAUUAUUGUCACCAAUGUAUGAAUCAGUAUGUAGCAUUGUAAUGCUGUUGUAGUACUGUAAUCUCGAACAAUACAUCAUGUUUAUAAGAUAGCCAUGUUAUUUAUACGGAAAUUCAGAAUCUACACAUUAACAU